Messenger RNA from Porites lobata, 1497 nucleotides. The record is from the annotation of a GenBank genome assembly. Lineage: Eukaryota; Metazoa; Cnidaria; Anthozoa; Scleractinia; Poritidae.
GAGGAGUUGCCUCAGUCUGUUGGUACCCCUAGCUACCAAGUAAUUUCCCAAGCAGAGGCUAGAGUUACGCUAACCCAUGAACAGCCAAUUGAGUUAGUAGUGAUGUCCAAGUACGUUGGAUGCCUUCAAGAGGUUAUCGAACGCAGCCUGCAGUCAGGGCGAGGAGAGCCUAGACACAGUCCUUCUGGCAUACAGCCACAAAGUGAGCAGGCCAGUGAGGGGCUGGAUUUGUCUCAGCUGGUUUUGUCACCAGCAGGGCUAUCAAUUGAGCACAUUAGUGAUAAUAGUUCCUCUGAGCAGCAAGGGAAUUCAAACAGCCAACGGCUAAGCAUUAACAGGUAAGUAUCACACAAUGCAACCACGAAGGGGGCAUAAGGGGGGUACGAAUACCACAGAACUGCACAGAAUUACGUACAAACACAGCACAGAAUAACAUAAGAAAACAGCAAACCACAUUGAAAUUACCUGAAAAUUUUAAAUACCGCAAACCGCUUAGUUUGGUGAAACCACGAGACCGUAACUUAAAAUAAAAAUUCCCGCAAAACCGCAUCACCACAAACCUUUAUGCUCCCCUCAACCAACAGCCUAGCCUGGCUGCUGCAUUAUAAUAUUGCAGGGCAAGCGAAUGCUCACUAUUCUCUGUACAUCUACUUGUCUCAGUGCAAUUAAACUUGAAAUCUUUCAUCAAUCAAGUGGCCUCUGUUGAGUUUACAAGGGUUGAUUGUACAUCAAGUAGAUUCUCUUGCUUCAUGCCUGAUAAAAUCCUAAACUAGUAUAUUGCACUAUUGUUUUUAUAAAUGGAAAAAUUUAUACAUAACAAUGAUAUUUAUUGUAAAAGUUUGUCAGAGGCUCCACUCUCCUGCUGUUGUUUGACCAAAGCGGAACUUUAACCUCAAGCUAACUGUUUUAGGUCAUACAGACUGAAUUACUGGAGAGAAGACUUAUACAUAAAACGUUUCUCAAUAUAUUUUCAGGUUAUGUUACACACAAGGGGAAAUGUUACUUCCAGGCAGUACCUUUGAUGGUCACUUCAUUAUUUUGCCUAUGAGGAAUUACUCUCAACACCAUCAAGAUGCUGUCAAUGGAAGGAUAUGUUCAUUUGAAGGUCCUCCCAUUCACACGGGUCCUUAUGGUUACAAGCUUGGCAUACGCAUGUUCCCCGUGGGCAUUGAUCACGGAGAUAGCAGACACGCUGGCCUUUUUAUUGGCAUGAUGCCGGGAAAAUAUGAUAAUAUCCUAAAGUGGCCAUUCAUGGCAAUAAUCACUCUCACAAUUUUGGAUCAAGGAAGUAGUGCAGACUCCUGUAACGACAUCAGUCGCACUUUUGUGACCAGUGGAAAUCAAAGAGCUUUUCAAAAGCCCAUUGCCACUGGGCAAAGCGACAUGCUGUAUGGGUACCCAGAGUUUGUACCUAUUGAAAUGGUUUGUAGCCCUCGGUACUCUAAAGAUGAUACAGUGUUUAUCAAAAUUGAGAUUCGUCCAUGUGGCAUCCACUGA